ACUUCCUCUCGGGACUACUUUCAUACCUUCACCUCCACUUCCACUUUGUUUUUUCAAAAAUAGAAAAAAGAUCAAGAAGCUUUCUACUAGUGUCACCCAAGAUGCCUGAAAAAGCUUUACAGAUUCAACCAAUUACUAAUUCUAGCACUACUACAACACCCACUUCUGGAACAUCACCAACUUCAGGCUCGCCAAUGGCCACUCCUCUAACUAGAACUCCUUGUAGAAAAGCACUUCACAGACUCACGGCCUUUACCCGCUCUUUGAGCUGGAGGAGGAAGAAGGCACCACGUGGACGCAGAAAUAUGUGCCGAGCUGACCAACAGGCCGAUGACUUCCAGCAAGCAGGCUCUCACUGUCUCACGUCUUACUACAGUGUCUUUGUCGUUCGCCUUGCUAUCAUGAUAAUGCUGGCUAUUUUGAUUGGAAUGUUAACUGUUCUAACAUGGCAUUUCACUAAAGUUUACACUACCAAAUCUCUCGACACUUUGGCUUAUGGGCUCCGUUAUGAGCUUCUCCAGCGUCCCAUUUUGCGUAUGUGGAACAUAUUGAACUCAACGUCUGAGAUAACCAUGGCCCAAGUCAAGCUUUCUGAGUAUGUCUUGAGAAAAUACAGUAAUUCUGUAACUCAGGCGAAUCCUACCUCUCAGGCACAGCUAGUUGAGCUCUAUGAAACGAUGAAGGCUGUGACAUGGUCACUGUUUCAAAGCCGCAAAGCACUUAAUGCCAUUACCAUAAACUAUAGAAAUGGUUUUGUUCAGGCGUUCCAUCGAGAUCACAGAAGUAACAGAACAUUCUACAUUUACUCUGAUCUCUCAAACUAUUCAAUCAGUGCUGGUGGGCUAUGUGAUUCCAACAAGUACUCAAGUCAAGGUUGGAAUGAUCAAUCCAUAAAAGGCAACAUUUCUGCCAUUUGGUAUCGUGAACCACUUGAUCCCAACACGGGGAACAAGAUUGGGAAAGCAAGGCCUAUCCCUCCCGACGAUCUUAUCAACAUUGCAGGUCUUUCACAGGUGCCUGAUGGCGCUGCUUCGUGGCAUGUUGCAGUUAGUAAGUUCACUGAUUCACCGCUGCUUUCAGCAGCACUACCAGUUUUUGGCCCUUCCAAUCAAAGUAUUGUGGCUGUGGUGGGAGUCACCACAGCUCUUUCCAGUGUAGGCCAGCUUAUGAAAGAGCUAGUAGAAGUGCACAGUGGGCAUAUAUAUUUAACUUCCCAGGAAGGUUACUUGCUAGCCACGUCAACUAAUGCCCCAUUGUUAUCAAAUACAUCAACAAAGCCAGAGCUUGUGAUGGCUGUUGAUUCUCAAGACGAUGUGAUAAGAAAAGGAGCAAGGUGGCUGCAGACGAUUUAUGGAAACAAGUUUCCUUCUGGCCAAGUUGUUCACAUUGAGCAUGCUAAACUGGGAAAGGAAGAUUUCUACAUCGACUCCUUCUUUCUGAACUUGAAGAGGCUGCCCAUUGUGGGUGUCAUAAUUAUACCAAGGGAAUACAUAAUGGGGAAGGCUGAUCAGAGAGCUUUCAAAACUCUGAUUAUUUUGAUAUCUGCAUCAGUAUGUAUUCUCAUCAUAGGUUGCUUAUGCAUUUUGAUAUUGACAAAUGGAGUCUCCAAGGAGAUGAAGUUAAGGGCUGAAUUAAUCAGUCAUUUGGAAGCAAGAAGAAGGGCUGAGGCUUCCAACAACUACAAGAGCCAGUUCCUGGCAAACAUGAGUCAUGAACUUAGAACACCAAUGGCAGCAAUUAUUGGGCUCCUUGACAUCUUGAUAACUGAUUCAAGCCUUGCCAGUGAACACUACGCUUCUCUGACUCAAAUAAGGAAAUGUUCCUUAGCACUACUGAGGCUGCUGAACAAUAUAUUGGACCUGAGCAAGGUGGAAGCAGGAAAGCUGGUCUUGGAAGAGGCUGAUUUCAACUUGGGCCAGGAACUAGAAGGAAUUGUCGACAUGCACUCUGUGCAGUGUAUAAACCAGGAUGUGGAGUUAGUUUUAGAUCUCUCUGAUGAUAUGCCAGAGACAUUUCGAGGGGACUCUGCUAGAUUUGUUCAGAUAUUUUCAAAUCUUAUGAGCAAUUCUAUCAAGUUCACAAAAUCUGGUUAUGUUAUUGUCCGCGGAUGGUGUGAGACCUGGAGUUCUUUUGAAGAUUCCGGGAAGUCCCUACUUGAGCAGAAAAAAUCAUGGUGUGCUCUUAAAUCCAAGUUCAAGCAGCAGGCUAUUCAGGCGAAGAAGACCUGCAAAAAGGAAAACAAGAUGAUUCUUUGGUUUGAAAUUGAAGACACAGGCUGUGGAAUUGAUCCAUCCAAAUGGGAAACUGUAUUUGAAAGUUUUGAACAAGCUGAUGCCUCAACCACUAGAAAGCAUGGUGGAACUGGUCUUGGACUAAGCAUUGUGCGAACACUGGUGAGGAAGAUGGGGGGAGAAGUGAAAGUUGUUAAGAAAGACACUCCAGGAACUUUGAUGCGAUUAUACUUACUUCUCAAUACACCUUCAAAUGGCAGCGAGCAAAGCUGCCAAGUUGAGUUUUCGAAGCCUACUGUGGUGGUACUUGCUUUAGGCAGUAGAGUGGGAAGAGGGAUUAUGUCCCAAUGGCUGUGCAGGAACAAAGUGUCCACCAUAGAAGCAAGUGACUGGAAGCAGCUGACACUUAUUCUUUCGGAAUUCUUUAAUCCAACAAAUGAGAGCAAUGGCUGGGAGGAGCAGCCUUCGCUAAGUCAAGCGGAGAAAAAAGAAAUAUUGAACAUAAAAGCCAUGAAGGAUCAGGUUUUCAUCAUUGUGGUAGAUGUAGGACUUCUGGAUUUCAAGUCAGGUAUAUGGUUGAGUCAACUUGACCAACUGGAUCAGUUCACCAGGAAAGCAAAGUUUGCCUGGACUCUAAGCCAUAACAGCUCUAGUAUGGUGAAAGCAGAGCUUAGAAAGAGAGGGCAUGUAAUUGUGGUUAACAAACCACUCUACAAGACAAAGAUGAUCCAAAUCUUGGAAGCUGCUUUACAAGGGAGAACUCUGGAGAUUGAUAGUUGUUCACCUGACAAGGGAGCUUCAAAAAGUAAAACUCUUGUUGAUUGUGACAUUGCAGAUGCUCUGGUCCCUUUGAGUCUUGGAGACAAAAUAGAGAGACUCAUUAAUCCAAGACCAACGCAACAUCAUACAUUCAUGAAACACCCUUUUGAGUUCACCGAUCAACAUCCAGAACCAACUAAUUCAAGCACAGAUUCAGAACAUCAAUCUGAAAGCAGCCUAGAAUCACUUGACAAUUCAAAAGGGAAGGAAAUAGCUUCCACUUCUGAGGAAAGUCCAAAAUCCCAGAAGCAAAAACUGGUUAGCAGUCCUCCUAAAGACAAAUGUAGCUCAUCAUCAAGCGGGUCUGAUGAAGAAAAACUUCGUGGACUGCAUAUACUAGUUGUGGAAGACACAUUGCUACUCCAAAUGGUAGCAGUGAAAAUUUUGCUUAAGGCCGGGGCAAAGGUUAACGCUGUGUCAGAUGGAUUGCAAGCAGUAGAAGCAAUGACAAGCAUGAUCAAUUCACUGGUGAGAAGGAAUGAAGCUCUCAAGAAAGGUUUAGAACCAGAGCCAUUAAAGAAUCCUCCAUAUGACCUGAUACUAAUGGAUUGCCAGAUGCCAGUGAUGGAUGGAUAUGAAGCUACGAAAGAAAUAAGGAAAAUGGAAGAGGGAACUGGGCUGCACAUCCAAAUUAUUGCUCAAACAGCACAUGCAAUGUCAACAGACCGAGACAAAUGCUUGGAAGUGGGGAUGGAUGGCUAUCUAACAAAACCUCUUCAGGACAAGAUAACGGUUGAGAGCAUCAUGAAGCAUCUGGGCAUGAGCACAGAUUAACUUUUGAUGGCCAUGGGAAGCACAAAGCUAACAAGUAACAAGGAGUAGAAGAAGAAGACCACGUUAGUCGUUGAACAGAAAUGAACAUUGAGUAUUUAGGAUCAAGAAUAAUCAUAUAUACAAAUGUUUGAUAUCUGAAUAUGGAAUUUGAUGUAUCAAUUUAGA
Mangifera indica (mango) is the source of this 3989-nucleotide messenger RNA. RefSeq names its product histidine kinase 1-like. The transcript has 13 exons. The record is from RefSeq and is a predicted model, not a curated record. Gene Ontology annotation, molecular function: phosphorelay sensor kinase activity. The coding region runs from base 102 to 3824 and encodes 1240 amino acids. NCBI's taxonomy places the organism in Eukaryota, Viridiplantae, Streptophyta, Magnoliopsida, Sapindales, Anacardiaceae. Gene Ontology annotation, biological process: phosphorylation; phosphorelay signal transduction system.